Cladophialophora carrionii CBS 160.54 is the source of this 2454-nucleotide messenger RNA. RefSeq lists its product as uncharacterized. The coding region runs from base 1 to 2454 and encodes 817 amino acids. NCBI's taxonomy places the organism in Eukaryota, Fungi, Ascomycota, Eurotiomycetes, Chaetothyriales, Herpotrichiellaceae. The record is from RefSeq and is a predicted model, not a curated record. The transcript has a single exon. Gene Ontology annotation, cellular component: Ino80 complex.
AUGACGUCCCGCGAGCCCUCCGCGGCGCCAUCUGACGGCGACACCAUCGACGACCAAGCCGACGAGACGAAACCUGGUCUUGUAGAUCUUGACCACGAGCAGAUCGAGUCUGUCGAAGGGGCCCCUGCAAGCUCUACCCCAACAAACAGUCGUCGAAUCGGCCGGCAGAAAACCUCUUCAGGUCGAAAAGCAAGACCGCGGAAGGGCGCAAUUUGGAUACACGAGCAACCCCACGAAGGGACCGAAGAUGAGGGCAGCGUCGUCUCCGCCACUCACUCCAGGACCAAGAAGUCAGAAGCAACACCUGAGUCAGACCUCCGGACGAUCGGUACGGCAGUUGGCACCAGAAGACAAGCCAACGGCACCGUGGGCUCCGUGUAUUCGGGUAGCAAGGUUAGGCAUAUUAAGAAGCCGGAUGGAACACCGCUGUGGCGCAAAGAGAUCCAGUUCGAGUUUUUGCAGCUGGUCAUUGAGGAUACACAACCCGUUUUCACACGGAUCAGUGAUGGCAAGACUGGCUGCUGCUUCUCCGACAUCUACGUCGACUGUAUGGCCAGAAGUUCAAAGACGAGCAAGAUUCUGAAAGACAGGCUUCAGUUUGACAGGCAGGCUGCACAUAACAUGGCCAUGAUAUGCCUCCUGGUCAAUGUGGGCCGCAUGAACACCACUCUGAACUUCUUCCCCGAGAUGAGGGCCCAGCUGAGAACAUAUCACUCCAUCCCUUCGCUACAGGCGUACAAGAGCCAGAGAGACUACAAGUCCUUACAGGACGCUCCCAGGCUAAAGAGUAUCUUGAAAGGGGCCAGUGAAGACACCAUUGAGCCUCGAAGCAUUCAGGAGCUGAAGGCCAAGCAAGUUCCAAGAACGAAUCCAGUUAACCUGAUCUUCGUCUUAUCCCAAGUUGCACCCAGAAUCAGCGAGACACACUUCACCGACAAAGUCGACUUUUUCGACCUCGCCAUGCGCCCAACCAUCUCAUCUGCAAGUAGGGCGAGAGCAUUCUUGUGGCUCAUGUGGUGGUAUCUCGAAUCGAACUUCACCAAAGAAGAUGCUCUGAGAAAUCCAUACGGCCCGGGCGAAUACAGAGACGAUGAAGACCCCGACGACCCUGACACCGUACCACAGCUGGUGCCCAAAUUGGUCAUGAUCACGGAGGAAGAAGGAGACGCUGAAAACGUUGACCCUCCAGAAGAGAUUGCCUUUGCCGAGAAAAUGACCCAAGAAAGGAAGCGGAUAAUGGCCGAGAACGCCAACGACCCGCCUCUUGUCAUGGCCGACCCAGGGAACCCUGAUCACAAAGCUCUCAAACGCCUAAAGAGGGGUGCUGCAUACGCGGACGACGACUCACUGAUCUCGGACGUCGAUUCACGCGCUAGUCCCGGUGUAGGACGGUCUCCUGCUCCAGAAGCCCUGAAUGCACAUGGACAUGUCAUGGCCAGUGCGCUCGGAGGUCAAGCUGACAGUCUCGAUGAUGAUUGGGAGGCGGUUGAUCCUCACCCCGGCCGUGGGAGAUACAAGCGUGUCAGGGGCAAGAACACUCCGACCCGCGUCAGAGGGAUCCCCAGACAGAGUGAUGGUCCAAGGAGCGUGUUCAAAGCAGGACGCAAUGCCGGUACACCGGACACUGUCGAUCGGUACCGAGCAACGCCCCAGCCUCUGCAACCCGGUGGUACUAACCAUCCAGUCAUCGGUCAGUUCGGCACACCGCGCGGCAAGAAUGAGAUUGACACGCUCCGAGCUGAGUCUGGCGGCGGAACAGCAGGCACCAAGGCUAGGGCUAGAACAGGCUACCAGCGAGAGCUAGAGGAGCACAGACAGCGCCGAGUCGAAUGGGCGCUCAGGAGACGUCGCAGACAUGCCCUCAAAGAGGCCCGGCAGAUCAGACAGGGGGGCAGAUGGUUGUUCAAAGCCGCCAGGCGAAUCAGCGAGCUCCCUCCAACAUAUGACAGCGAAGAAGAAGAAGAGGGGGGCGGUUCUGGCUUUGGCGGCUUGCUUGGCCGCAGAUGGUUUGGCGACACCAACGUCGACUCCGAAGCCAAGUCUCUCCCUGUUGGGUACGAGCCCGAUGAUUACGGCGAGGAAGUGGAAUCGUGGGCAGGGCUCCUGAGGAGGACGGGAAGACGCCUGGAGGUUUGGAGUGGGGAUCGUGAUCUGGGAGUCUAUCAUGCCCGUCUCCAUCGCCACCAUGCGGCCCCGAACAAUUUCGCUGCAGCUCCUGCUCAGCCAGUCACGAACGGCACGGGCAAGAAACGCCGGACGCACGAGUCAUCAGCGCAUCCCUCAGCCCCUGACACUGGAAGGACCCUGCAGUCUGCCAGAAGCGCAGGACGAGAUCUCAACGACGAAAUUACACAAGAUUUGCUCGCUGAACGAAGUGAUGAUGACAUGGACGACGACGAUUCAGACGCAAAUGGCGAUGUCGAUGGCGAAGAGAGUGAUGUGGAUAUGGAUUGA